Messenger RNA from Athalia rosae (coleseed sawfly), 6795 nucleotides. It is a transcript of the gene Set2, whose product is annotated as probable histone-lysine N-methyltransferase CG1716. Gene Ontology annotation, cellular component: chromosome; nucleus. Lineage: Eukaryota; Metazoa; Arthropoda; Insecta; Hymenoptera; Athaliidae. The transcript has 14 exons. Gene Ontology annotation, molecular function: protein binding; histone H3K36 methyltransferase activity. The record is from RefSeq and is a predicted model, not a curated record. Gene Ontology annotation, biological process: regulation of DNA-templated transcription. Bases 693 to 6155 code for a protein of 1820 amino acids.
CCACCAGCCACCGUGAUUACCCCUAAAGUCUACCCCUAGGUGGCGCGUAUCGUUAUUUCUGCAACUAUAAACAACAAUCUCCACUUGUAUCAAUAAUGCCUUCGGCAUGGAAUUUGCAUACCGAUCAGGAUCACAAAAGUAGCUUGACUGGGUUUGAAUAAGUCCUGAAAGAAGAUAGCUGGGAAUAAACUUGUCGGGAAUAAACGUAAACGAUAGGGCCAUCCGCCGCGUGCAUGAGCUGGAAAUUUGGACUUGCUUGUUCUAUGCAUCUGAGCAAAGUGAAUGUGUAUUGGUGAUACCCUUGCCACUUACACUUUUACCAUUUGGCAGUGAUCAGUGGAUGGAUUUCAGUGAUGUUGUUGCAUACCUCCUGGCUUCUGUAUCCAUCGUGCUGGCAGUUCGUGUUCCUAGUGUUAAUAUCCCUUCUAGAGAUUUGAGGGGUCAGGUUUCGGUUUAAUCGCCGUUUUUCUACGAAAUCUAAUUGUAAUAAUCGCCAUACGUCAACGCUGUUUAUAUUACCGAGUCGCGGCAGCGCAAAGUCAAAUGGGCGGUCAGGCGAUUUCGUCCAACAUUCGAAAGUUCUUAUAGGAUGCAGAACCGAAGCUGAAAACUGCAGGAUUAACCCUACCUCCCACAUAAUCCGAAUGCUACGAUUGUAAAACAGUUGAUAUUACCUAACGAAUUCCUGUAAAAUGGCUCGACGACGGAAAAACGAGUCAAAGCCAGCAGCCAAGGCGACCGAAAAACCCGCUGGUGUACGAAAAUCGCGGCGUCAAAUAGCCAAAAAACAACAAGAUAAAAGAGUCAAUGGCGAAAUCGUGACGCAGAUCGCGACGGUCAAUGAUUCCGAAGAACUAGGAGGUGGAAAAGAAUCUGACGGGAAUUCGAACCGAUCAACUGAAACUGACGAUCGUACUGUUGUGCACAAGAAAUUUGGCAAGUAUAGAUGCCACGUGCCGGAAGGGAAACAAACUCCGCCAACGAACGUAGCCAAUCGAGCAAAAAAGGAUGCAGAGGCCAGCGAUAGUCAAGAUGUCACUAAGACAAUGGUAUCUGCUCCAUUGGAAGAGCAGGUCAAGUAUAAUAAGGAGGUUGUGGAAGAAACUGGGAAUAUUAUCGGCGUUACUGGAGAAGUUGAAAAAUCCGAGCUUACGGAGGUUCUCACAGAUGAAGUUGUGUGGCAAGAAGACGUUAUAGAGGAGACUAUAGAGAUUUGCGAGGAAAUGGAGGUCGGAGAAGACGGUAUACCUGAGAGCUACUCAAUUUCUCAAGAGGACGGCAGCGUGCUGUUAGAGGAAGUGCUGCUCGUCAACAACCGUGACUUUGAGGGAGAAGGAGUUGUGGAAGUCACUGUAAUUCAAAACGAGGAUGGAACCGAGUCAAUGGUCGUUGCCCGAGAUGGACACAACGUCGUAGAUGCUGAAAAAAUCCCAUGCCGCGAGCUCGUCAACAGCCUUGCCCUAUCUAGACAAUUGAAAACCGUUAAGUCACCCAACAUUACAAAAGUCGAAACUACCGAGGAAACAAUGCCAGCAGACGAUUCUCAGGAAUUUGUGGACAUCGAAAGAGGGUUGGGAAAUAUCAGUGUCGCUGAAACCGAACCUCAUACCAAAGAAGACUCGUCUAGUCAUUCCCCCAAAAGUAUGGAGGUUGCCGAAGCAAUUGGAAAUUCAAUGAGCUCUCAAAGCAGGCCGGACAUCGGCGGUGACGCUGCCGCUACUUUUAGACAAGUGCAAAAUAUUUUGUCGAGAUCUCGUCGUUUCAAUAGUGAUACAAAAAAAUUGGUUGCGGAUUCUGUCCCAAUUAUAGGUAAAAAAUCCAGCAGAAGUUCAAAAAGUUCUACUGAAACUCGUGGCCCUGUCACUAACAGUGUUUGUGUCGAAGCAGAGGUAGAUGUUUCGGUGGAUUCUUCCAAGUUGAAGGAUAAAAAUGUUAAUAGUUCCAGUGUGCAGUCUGAAAUCAAUAGCGAAUCUGUGUUGGAUCCUGAAAUCCUUGUCGACAAUCUCAAAAGCAUUUCAGUUAAAGAAGAUAAAUUAUUAGCCGAAAAAAUGAUUAAUUUGAGGUGCGAAAAAAAUGAACAAAAAUCUCAAGCGACUGCUGAGGAUAUAAUUACCCAAGCAGAAUCAAAGAAUAAAAUAGAGAUAGAUUCUUCGUGCGCCAUCACUAGUGUUAAAAAUUGCAAAGAUGGUUCUUCUCAGGGGAAAGAAGAUGCCGCAGAAGAUACACAAAACAACGACGAAUCUUCAGGUGAUAGUGAAGUUGACACCAAGGCCGAUACAGAGGAUAUCAAGCUCUCGAGUAGCAGCGACAACAGCAACGAUACUUUGCUCUCCGGCAAUGGAUAUAAGCUACCAGAGUUCACAGAUAUGAAAAACAUUCCAAACCAACAGAUCGAGACGGAGAAAAAGCCUGGAUUCAGAAGUCGAAGCGGAAGUACGGACACAACUGGCUCAGAAAGUGGUUCAAAUAGUUCAGGAGUCAGACGGAGCAGCCGAAUUAGAUCUAUAGGACUAAUGAAACAGAGAUCGCGGGGACGCGGCCUCGUCACUAAACCCAAUCUGGAUUUGUCGAGGACGAUAUUUCAGCAGGACAGAGAAAAAUUAGGCGUAAAUCUGGGCGCAGCUUUUUCCCAGGAUUCCAAGGACAAUUCGGACAACCAGUCCGAGACGCAAUCGGACAAAGAAAGUAGUAGCUACAAAAUUCCCGGGUUCUCAGACUCCCCAGCACCUUUGGCAGCUCUCGCCGGCGUUGCGGACUACGAAUCCGACACCUCGAAACCUGUGAAAGUGAAAUCUCGCUGGAGGAGGUCGAGCGAACUCGAAAUGGGAGGAAGCAACUCCACCAAAAUCCAAACGGCAUGGUCCGAGAGCGAAGCGAGUGCUGAAAACAUUUCUCAGGUCACUGCAAGUCCCUCGGCAUAUUUAGCAAAUAAUGUCGUCAACAAACUUCCUGGUGGAAAAAUUACCCUGCCUACUGUGCCGGAACUGAAAGAUAAAGAGAUCGAGGAAAGACUUAGCCAGUUCGAGCACCUCAGAGAAAACUUGUAUCUUACAGAACGGUAUACCAAUAAGGAAACAAAGCGUAUGGUUUGCGAUUGUUUUUUGACGGAGGAGGAAAUAGCCAGGGGUGAAUUAGGCUGUGGCGAAGACUGCUUGAAUCGACUUCUGAUGAUUGAAUGUGGCCCGAGAUGCGUCGUAGGCGAGCGUUGCACGAACAAAAGAUUCCAAAAUUGUGAUUACGCAAAAUGCGAGGUAUUUCGUACAGACAAAAAAGGUUUGGGACUGCGGGCUGUCAUAGAUCUCCAGUGUGGGGAGUUCCUCAUGGAGUAUGUCGGAGAAGUUGUAGAUCCGAAGGACUUUCGUCGUCGGGCCAAGGAGUAUUCGAAGGAUAAGAAUAGGCACUAUUAUUUCAUGGCUCUUAAGUCCGAUCAGAUUAUCGACGCGACCGGCAAAGGGAAUAUAUCACGGUUUAUAAACCACAGCUGUGAUCCAAAUUCUGAAACGCAAAAGUGGACGGUCAACGGGGAAUUGCGCAUUGGAUUUUUCAACAAACAAUUCAUUGCUGCCGGAGAAGAAAUUACGUUCGAUUACCAUUUUCAGCGAUAUGGAAAAGAGGCGCAGAAAUGCUUCUGCGAGUCCGAAAAUUGUCGAGGAUGGAUCGGAGAAACGCCAGAAGAGGAGAAAGCAAAGACUGAGAAGAAGGAGAAGCAAGAGAAGGACGUCAAGAGGAAGAAGGAGGAGAAAAAGGUUCACGAUUACAUGGAGGACGAGGAUCUGGAGGAAGAAAUCGAAAAACUUUGUUCGGGUGGUCUGAAGAACCGAGCGCAUACCUUGACGCUCAGUAGAUUGAUGGUGCGCAGCAGGGAGCUCGAGCAUCGAACCCGUCUGCUUCGUUUGAUUCAAAGCGGCGAGCAGCCCUGCCGCCGACUUUUCCUGGACUACCACGGCCUGCGUUUAAUAUGGAGUUACAUGAUGGACAUUGCCGCCAGCACGUCGUCCGAGGCCCAGAAUUUCAGACUAGAAAUUUUAAAGACCCUGAACACGCUGCCGAUACCCAAUAAAACUAUGCUGAUGGACAGCAAGGUCUUCGGAGUGGUCGAAAAAUGGGCCAAGCAAGUCUACUCCUCCCCGACGAACGGCUCGCCCGAUGAGGAGCAAACGAAGCCCAAAAUCAGCGGGGAAGAACCAGACAGCAGCUGCGACGUAGAUACUAAUGAAAUCGGGCCCAGUGCCGGCGCCACCGAAGAUGCGAACGAAAAGAUUUCAAAAGAUUCAGAGACUCCGGCCCAGGUGAAAUCCGAAGGGGACGAAGAGUCCGUCGGAAAUGGCGGAUCCGGGGUAGAGGAGCAAGCAAUAUUCACGGAAUUGGCGUCCAGCCUUCUUUGCGACUGGUCGAAUCUGAAGGAAGUCUUUCGUAUACCUAAGAAGGAGAGGAUCGAACAGAUGAAGGAGCACGAACGGGAAGCAGAUCGCGGGUACAAGGAGGACCUCGAGAAGGAGGACAGGAGGGACAAGUCGUACGACAGGUCCUACAGAUCCGACAGAUACAGCAGAGGCGACACCGACAAACGUUCGGAUCGCAGACGUGGUCGUGAUUCGCCUGAGUUCGAGUACACCCGGAGCAAAGACAAGAGGGUAGAAGAGCGCGUGAACCUCGUGCCGAUACCGAGGAUGUCCAAGUUCGAACGGAGACAAUUGUUCGCGUUGAAAGUAGCCAAAGAAGAGGAGGAGAGGCAGCGUCGACAGCAGCAAGAGACCUGGCAGGAACACGAGGCUCGCUGUCUCGCCCUUGGAAUGGAUCCCCACACCACAGCUGCCCUCGAUCCGCAGACUGGUUAUCCCCUUUUCUUCGACCGGUCCCUCGGCCAGUGGCGACAUUAUCCUUCGAUCCAAGAGUCGGCGGAGAUGACGACAAAUUGUCCAGUUUACAUAGGAACUGCCCAGCCCUUGGCGGGUCACCCGCAGCCUGUGAUAUUGCCCCCGAACUCUCAUAUGAUACCUGCAGGUCUACCGGCACCUCAGGUUUUCACGCAGACUCAGCAGUCUCAGUUCGCCCAAAUGAGCACCGCGUAUCCCCAGAUAAUUACCCACCACCACGACCAGCAGCAAUUCGCUGAAGGGCAAAUUCAAAUAUCCGGUAACCUGAUACCCAUACAAAACGGUACACCUCAAGUGAUUCACGAACUCCCGACUAUCUAUAACGAACAAAAAUCCGCGGAAGAAAUUCCGGAUAAUCUCACCGCGCUUCCACCGCCUUUGGACCUACCCCCGAGGUGGAAAUCCGCCAAGGAUUCUAGGGGAAGGACCUACUACUACAACAUUACCGACAGAAUUUCUCAAUGGCUACCACCGCCUCCGGACCAUUACGCCGCCCAGCCUGAGACUUCCUCCAGUUCUGAAUCCAGCGAAGAGAGCAGCUCCUCCGAAGAGGACGACGAAGAUGUCGACGACGACGAAGUGGAGGGGGACGAAGAUCUCGCGGUAGAUGAGGCCAACUGUGCGAUGGAGGUCGAUCACGUCGUAGGCGACGCUUCGUUGAUCGAUUCCAAGGGAAAUGUGAUGGAAAAUCCCGAGGCUGGUGCAGCAGCUGUUGACGAUAUUCCGAUCGUGGUUCCAGAGACGAAAAAGAGAAGGGACGGUCUGGUGCAGGAGAGGAUAAUAAGCCCACGUAGAGAGGAGGAGAGGGUGGAUCACAAAAAGUACAAGGAAACGAAAGACAAGCUCAGACGGCAGAAGGAAAAGGCGAAGCUCAAAGAGCACACCGAUAAAUUGAAAAAGCAUAGACGGAGCGGUAAAUCCAAAUCGCAUUCGAGACACACACUGAGUAAAUUACAGGCGAUAACAGCUGACCCUUCCACGUCGCUUGAAAGAAAGAUAAAGGACACCUUCAGAGUGAACAUGGCGAAUGUAAUGGUCCACUUUUUGAAUCCGUACAGAAAAAAUGAUUGCAAACAAGGGAGAAUCACCAAUACCGAGGACUUCAAACAUCUCGCCAGAAAGCUGACCCAUUUUGUCCUGGCAAAAGAAUUGAAGCAUUGUAAAAGCGUGGACGAACUACAAUGCAACGAAAAUGUUAAACACAAAGCAAAGGACUUUGUUAGAAAAUAUAUGAACAAGUUUGGCGCAGUUUACCAAAAAGGAUCGGAUGAAGAUUAACAUUAGAUUAAAGUGUAACGCGCUCUUUUGUGAUUUAUUAUGAAAAAUUUUAUUAUCAUUAUUAUUCUUAUUAUUAUUAUUAUUAUUAUUACGAUCAUCGUUGUUGUCAUUGCCCUCAAUUGCAUCCGCUGCGAUCGGGUAUAGCAUAUAGGUAUGCAUACAAUCAAGUAAACUUCGAUUUCUUAGCGGAAAAGAAUUGUAAUUAUAAUUAUCAUAAUUAAAAUAAUUAAUAUAAAUUUGUAUAAAACAAAACAGAAGAAAAUGAAAUUCGUGACUGCUUAAACGAGAUAAGUGAAGUAAAAAAAGGCUCGAAAGGUUUUAAUUAUUGUUGAUAAUAGAAAUGCGAAUAUCAAUUUUUUUAGUACUGUUACUAUAUCACAGCAUUUCGUUGAAAUAUUUAGGUACACAAUUAUGCCAAACAAUGAAUUAGUGAUGAAUUAAAAUUAAUCACGAAAACGGAAUGACGAAAUUUUCGAGAAAUAAUUAAUUCGUUUGUAUUCUCAAUAGUUCUGUCGUGACUGUCUGUUAUCCGUUGUCGGUGCAAUCUGUUUUGCGUUUCGAGUAUUCGUGAACGAAGGAAGUAAAACAAAAAAACUAUACAAAAUAGAACUCGAAAUAAAGAACGUUGUGAAACAAACUA